GUGCGACGAGGACAGACAAUCCACGAAGGGCAGCCGAUCUUGAAGCAGGACGUAAACGUGUUUGGAAUGUCUUCUGGAGUGGAGAAGGACAAAGCGAGGAAGGGGGAGACAAACGGCGGCAAGAACUUCUUCCCGCAAGCUAGCGACUCUGCCUCCAGGGCCACGCCCACUCCAGGCAAAAGCAUCGCAGAGUCCCCGCCCACUACACGAAGGUUGAGCUUCAGUGGGAUGUUCAGGUUGGCCUCGAGGGAAUCCAACCAGCAAAUGUCAUCCUCACCUAUCACCAGCAAGCUUUUCGCACGCAACAAGAGGAGCAAAGCCAGAGCCUUCAGUUUGUCGUGCACCACCCCCCCGCCACCGGCUCUGCAGACUCCCCCCGGCCAGGAGCAGUUGAGCGUCUUCCCCCUGGAGACAUACGCCAGCGAGCCCAGACGUCUGCGAUCCUUCUCGUCUCCUCCGGACACAGGACCGCGCUCGUCCUCGUCUUCAUCCGCAUCAGGCUGUCACCCAACACCUUUGGCCACGCCCCUUGCCGUUGGCAACCAGGCAACGGAUGUAGCGGGAGAGAUGCAGCUACGAGGCCUCGCGGACGAGGGCGUGUGUGCGGACUCCGAGAGGGACAUUUACACGCGCUUCAUGAAGUCUCACAAGUGUUACGACAUCAUACCCACCAGCUCCAAACUGGUCGUCUUUGACACCACGCUGCAGGUGAAGAAAGCCUUCUUUGCUCUUGUCGCAAACGGAGUUCGAGCUGCUCCUCUGUGGGAAACCAAGAAACAAAGUUUUGUUGGAAUGUUAACUAUCACGGACUUCAUCAACAUCUUGACCAGAUACUAUAAGUCACCCAUGGUUCAGAUUUACGAGCUGGAGGAACACAAGAUAGAGACAUGGAGAGAGCUUUACCUGCAGGAAACCUUCAAGCCUCUGGUCCACAUCUCGCCAGAUGCCAGCAUCUUCGAGGCGGUGCACUCACUGAUCCGGAACAAGAUUCAUCGUCUUCCAGUUGUCGACCCGCUGAGCGGCAAUGCACUUUACAUCCUGACGCACAAACGCAUCCUCAAGUUCCUGCAGCUCUUUCUGUGCGAGAUGCCCAUGCCUGCCUUCAUGAAGAAGACGCUGGAGGAAGUGGGGGUGGGCACUUACGCUGACGUCGCCUUCAUCCACCCGGACACUCCCCUCAUCACCGCCCUGUCCGUCUUCACACACCGCCGUGUUUCUGCCUUGCCCGUCGUCAAUCACCAAGGCCAAGUGGUGGACAUCUACUCCAAGUUUGACGUGAUCAACUUGGCGGCGGAGAAGACUUAUAACGACCUGGGCGUGACGGUCACACAGGCGCUGCGGCACCGCUCGCAGUACUUUGAGGGCGUCCUGAAGUGCAACAAGAUGGAGACGCUGGAGACCAUCGUGGACCGCAUCGUCAAGGCUGAGGUUCACAGGUUGGUGGCGGUGGAUGAAGAGUCUCGCAUCGUGGGCAUCGUGUCCUUGUCGGACAUCCUUCAGGCGCUUGUUUUGACUCCUGCCGGUGUGCUCAGGGUCGGCGACUCUUUCCACACUCGCGCUGCUUCGGGCUCUACAUUGGACCAGGACCACAUAGCUGACCAGGAACGCGACCUGGGAAUUGACCACAAGCAGGGCUACAGCCAGGACCAGGAGAAGGAUCAGGACCACAGUCAGGACCAAAGCAUUGACCAGGACCAUGAGCACAACCACAGCAGUGACAAGGAGCAGGAACAAGAUCAGGACCAAAGUCAGGAGCAGAACAUUGACCAGGAUCCAAAUCAUGACAACAACCAGGACCAUAACGAUGACAAGGACCAUGAGCACAACCACAGCAGUGACAAGGAGCAGGAACAAGAUCAGGACCAAAGUCAGGAGCAGAACAUUGACCAGGAUCCAAAUCAUGACAACAACCAGGACCAUAACGAUGACAAGGACCAUAACAACAGCCGGGAACAGAUCAAAGACCAGGAACGUGACAAUGACAAGGAAGAUAUCUGGGAUCUGGAACACAACCAGGACUAUGACCAGGAACAUAAUAAUGCCCAGGAAGAUGACCACCAUGAUAAUGCCCUGGACCAGGAACUUGACAAUGACCCCAAUCAUCAGCACAACCAGGAGCAUGAUCAAACCCUCUGUGGAGACAAGCGCACUAACUCCAAGCAGGAGGAGAUGGAGACUGAAGGCGAUACUGGUGGGGAGACAGAAAGGGGGGAAUGAGGGCGGGCCGAGGAGGAAUUGUGACAUCACGUCUUAAGGCGGGUCAAACUGGGAUUGACAGCUGACGGACACACUCAUUAAGAAUGCAAGUAAACACAAGUUGUUUGCAUGGCAGCUAUUUGAAACAGGCUAGCAGCUAGCAUAGCAGCACAGUUACUUGAUGUAAACACACACAAUAAUCACAAUGUUGGUAGCUUCCUAAUGCUAACGUGUCCGUGAGAUUAAGUGAUUUUGCUACAAGCUAACCGAUCGUGUGAUGUCUCGGCAUUUUCUUCUAACGUGAAUGCAUCGACAAUCCUUUCGUCUGCACUUUCUGUUCCUGGAUGAGGUCAUAAGACGGCGUCGUUCAGCAAGAACUUAAAACAUUCACAUUAGGAAAAAAAGUGCUGUUAUUUGCACACAAGUUGAAUCAGUUACUUGUUUUCAUAGACUUUUUGCUCAGUGAGCUACAGAUCAAUUUAAUGUCAGACAUUUAUUUAUUUAUUUAUUCAUCUUCCGUAUCGCUUUUUCCUCACGCGGUAGGUGGGGUACACCCUGAGCCGUUCGCCGUCCAAUCGCAUUAUAGUAUAUUAUAAAGUAUUUAAAGUUGUUUUCUUUGUUACUGAAUUUACAUUUGUGAUAGAAUUUAGCGUUCUUAAGUAACAUUAAUGAGUAACAUUCAGAAUACAAAAAACCCCUCCUUUUGUCUUCUAAAAAAACUUGUGAAUCUGAAUAAAACGAUCACGUCAUUGUC
Molecule: messenger RNA, 2950 nt
Organism: Syngnathus acus (greater pipefish)
Lineage: Eukaryota; Metazoa; Chordata; Actinopteri; Syngnathiformes; Syngnathidae
Product: 5'-AMP-activated protein kinase subunit gamma-2-like
Exons: 17
Coding region: 67-2217 (716 amino acids)
Source: RefSeq, a predicted model, not a curated record